This is a messenger RNA of Gadus macrocephalus (Pacific cod), 5605 nucleotides long. Its product is annotated as zinc finger protein DPF3-like. The transcript has 9 exons. NCBI's taxonomy places the organism in Eukaryota, Metazoa, Chordata, Actinopteri, Gadiformes, Gadidae. The record is from RefSeq and is a predicted model, not a curated record. Gene Ontology annotation, cellular component: nucleus. Bases 1244 to 2362 code for a protein of 372 amino acids.
AUACUGCUGGAUUAUGUCCCUUCAUGUGUCUCAACGUGAUGUGCAAGUGUGCUUCAAAGCUGCUGUUUUAAAUCUGUACCGGAUUUAGCAUUCUGAUGCAGAAUGUCCCCUUGAUAUAAGCUGUGCUUAAUGAAGUGUUUCAAUCUGCUAUAAUUAGCUUCUGUCUUGGGUUUCUGACUUCAUUUCACACAUUUGUCAGAUUAUAAUUAGUCACACUUGACACUAAUUGGAUGUUCCUCCUGUGGACCAGUGUGACCUUUUCUGUAUGAAGACGAUUCACUUUUGGGAAAUGAGUUGCUGAAGAGGCUUUGGCUGGCGCCUUGUCGAAGGACCACAUAUGUAAGCCUGGUGUGUGAGCGAGUGGGAGUGUGUCAGUGUGAGAGAGGCGUCUCUAGAAAUGCUUCACAAUGUGCAGCAUCUGAAGGGGCCUAGGCGAAUACGUUCUCUUGAUUUUGCGAAUGGUAGAGAAGCACUGCCCUGUACGCUGGCUACCUUCUGAGUGUUGUUGAGUAGACUUUGAGUGAGUCAUUGCUGCUGUGUGUUGCUGCUGCUGUGCUGUGGAGGUGUACGGUCUCGUUUUCUUCCUGCCCUCUCCCUAGCUGUGUCAUUCUGAUUGGCGUAAUGAGGGGGUUGUUGUCAGGAUGCAGACACGAUGUGGGCCCUCCUCUUCCUCCUCCUCCUACUCCUCUGUUAUGUGGUAGCUCUGGCUUCCUGUGAAGACGCUGAGCACCUGCGUGUGUAAAAGGAACCUCUGAUCAAAGCGCAACAAGCUCAGGCGACGUGUGCCUCUGUGCCCGUUGCUCCCUGUGUUUAGUGCGUUUAUGUUCAAGUUUAAGCCCUGUUACACUGGAGGUAGAAAGGGACACACGGCGGUUUAAUGUCGCCCUGGUGCUCCCAUAGUGGGAGGCGCUCAGCAGUCAAAUCUCUCAGAACAGUUUUUGUACACUCGCACAGCGGUCACAUGACCCAGUGAGACGUUGACAUGAGCACACAGAUAGCGGAGGUCCAACUGGCAACAAGAUUUUGUCUUUUGUCCCUCCACCCCCUACCCCACCACCACCACCACCACCAAACAGGGGGCUAGGGCACACUCCUUCGAUGGCUGAAUUCCUGCGAGGAUACACGUCAAACCACAACGCUGGGAGCUUACCAGUCUGACAGAGCUUCCAGUAGGUCAACAUAGAUCGACUCUUGAACAGUCGAUCUAGUCUCUCCUGGCUCUCCUAUAAGGUUUGCAUAUGAAAUGGUACGCGAGGGAUCGGUCGAGCAUGAGGCGGCGUGUUCCUCUUUGAGGGUUACAGACAGACAGCGAGAGGGUUGGAGAAGUCGACGACGGGAAGACGGAGCUCCAGAGAGAGGGUUGGGAGACCAGUUCUACAAGGACGCCAUCGAGCAGUGCCGCAGCUACAACGCCCGCCUGUGUGCCGAGCGCAGCGUGCGCCUGCCCUUCCUGGACUCCCAGACGGGAGUGGCGCAGAACAACUGCUACAUAUGGAUGGAGCGGCAUCAACGCAGCCCCGGUGUGGCGGCCGGCCAGAUGUACACCUACCCCGCCCGCUGCUGGAGGAAGAAGAGACGGCUCCACACGGCCACAGACCCCCGCCUCGGCCUCUACGGCCUCCAGCUCGAUGGCAGUCUCAUGUCUAAGGACUCGCUGCCCACGCAGAGCACCACCCUGGAGGCCCUGCUGCGCGGAGAGGGUCUGGACAAGAGGAACAACUCCAAAAACGAUGAGGAGAGCUUGCUGGAGAUUCAGAGGGUUCUGGAGGCUGACGCGGCGGAGGACGUCUUCAACGACGACGACGACUACGAGGUCGACACGCCCAAGAGGAGACACAGAGGCAAAGGAAGGGGACGGGGCUCGGGCCGACGGAGGACGGACGUGGACGACCAGGACAAGCCGUACGUCUGUGACAUCUGCGGGAAGCGCUACAGGAACCGCACGGGGCUCAGCUACCACUACACCCACUCCCACCUGGCCCACGGGCAGCAGCGGCCCGGGGACAGCACCGCCGCCGCCGCCACCGCCCGAUCCCCCUCCACAGCGCGUUCAGACAGGCACAAACGUCUGAAGGGUCCAGUCCCAACUGGCAUUCCCAAUAACUACUGCAAUAAGUGCAAGGGCUCCGUCAGGAAAACGGGUAAAUCCGGGUCGGCCUGCUCCGCCUGCCACCGCAAAACUGACCGCGGGGAGGCGCCGGGAGCGGGCGGGGCAGCGGCCGGGGCGGAGGAGCUGUUUGGCACCACCUCGGAGAGCGACGCUUCCACCUUCCACGGGUUCGAGGACGACGACCUGGAGGAGACCGCCGCCGCCACCGCCGCCGUCGCUAACGGCAACGCAAUAUCCACCCGCUACAGAUAGAGACGCGCUUUUCCCCACACAAACAGAGACCUUUUUUUUAAAGAAAGUAUAUGUAUCUAUCUAUAUGUAUCUCCACGGAUAUAUAUGUAGAUAUAUAUAUGGAUGUCCUCUGGCAAAUUCUGCUGCUUCUUUUUCAAUGUUUUUUUUAUGUUUUGUUUUGUUUGCAGAAAGCACAAAGUGGUGAUUUCAGGACGUUAUUUUAUCUACUGAACAAUGUUGAAUAAUUUAUGAACUCUUCCUUUUUUUUCUAAUAUAUAUUAACUCUGAAAGGCGAUGAUCUGCUCUCGGGCCGUUUGUCGGGCGAAGUUGCGAAUUCUAAAUCUAGAUCUUUGGAGAUCUUUUUUUUUUUUUCUCCACUGGAGCAGAAGGAGCAAAGUACGACGAGAUGAACAAAAAGACAAGAAAACAAAUCUAUAAAAAAAAAAAAACACUGGAACAUUAAAAUAGAAAUCUGCUUCUCCAUUCUGGAUCGAGAAUCCAGAUAUACAAAGGACUUUGAUGUUAUCCGAAACCUGACAUGGACAGACAUCAUGACGGAUGAACAGCAGUCCCAAGGAACCCUUUCUCUCCAGCUCUGAGAUUGUACUGUAAAAAAACAACAAAAGAAAAAAAAGAUAAAAUGAAGGAACAAACUAAAUGGUUGGCCACAGACCACUGGAACAUAGACGCAGAAUAACAAAAACCACAGCCCUUGGAUGAUGAAGACACACACACACACACACACACAGACACAGACACAGACACACUACACACCAAACACUCUUUCUUUCUUUCUCUCUUCUUCUCUAUCUAUCUAUCUCUCCCUCUAUUUCUAUCCUGGACUUGCGGCUCCUGAGGGACGGGGCCACUCUUGAACCUCGUUGGUCCAGGUGAACGUGUCCCUAAUGGAGCCGUGGGUCACGUCAUCGCGUGGACGCAGGGCAGCUUUGGCUUCGCAAAACCAAAAGGACGGCCGCUUCUGCUCUUCUCCUCCAGGCAUGUAGAUGCAGCUGACAAAACACUUAAACCUUACUUUGAUUUUGAAAACGCUCAUUCUUUCUCUUCCUUACCGGGAAGUUUGCGAAAACAACGCUUUUAUUUUGCUGCUGCUGCUGUUGUUGUUGUGGGCCAAGGGAUUCCUGGAGGUUUAUGUUACUCCCGGGAACCAAACUAGCUGAGAGUCAGGACAGUGUGUGUCGUGUUGAGGAGCAACCAGGUGCUGUGGCGUGUGCCCCCCCCCCCCCCCCCCUUCCCCCCUCAGCCAUGCCCUAAGGUCAAAGGUUGCAGGUCAGGAGGCGGAGAUGGGACAGCCAUGUGAACUGAUACGAACCCCUCCAGAACCCGAGUCCACCACGUGGACCCGUCUGGGACCACGAACCACACGCCACCGGACAGCGGGAGGUUCUGAAGUGUUUCUCUCCAGCCCAUGGUUCACGUGGGCCGCAUCAGAGCUCUGACGGCGUCCUCCGGUCUCUCCAAGAAGCUGUGCAUGCGACUCGGGCGGGCUCUCUGUCUUACAGGUCGGACCCCAGCCCCCCACCCCCCCCCCCCCUGCACUCUCAUCCGGUCUGACGCCGGGACGUCCCUACGAGCCUCCCAGCCCGCCAUCUCGCACUGGAAGCCGGCUCUGAAAGCCAUGACAACACCCCGCACCUGCCCCCCCCGCCUCCCAGCUGCAAUGCUUAUUGGACAGGUGAUGGUUAACCCCGACCCCCCCCCCCCGACCCCCGCCUUGGAGAUGGUGCUCCACCUGACCACAGAUACAAGCAGACCUCUGGACUACUGUGUUCAUGCUCUAAUAUGGGUUACCGAGUGUUUACCUCUUAACUCUCUUUUGCUUUUUUCCUUUGGUUGUUUUGUUUCUCUGGCGUUCUGAUGUGGAGGGGUUCCUCUGCUGUAUGUUACAGUGGACUGGUGACAGACUGGCUCUCGUUUUUUAAGUGAUUCUCACUCUUUUUAGGUUCGACCAGACUGUAUUUCUAUGCCUCACGUCUUGGUCGGGGAAGCAUAACAGCCGACGCCGACUCGGGCGUCUUGUGUUUGCGCUGGCGUCGUUUGGUUUCAGCCCCUCGGCCCUAAAUCAGCCCAUUAGUGUUUAAUUUGGCAACGGAAGUCAAAGCCACCUCGCGUGAGGAUCCCAUUAUAAUCAAUUCCCAUAAGAGAAUUGGAUUAGCUGCAAUUUUAUCGCCACAGCAACCGCGCUUAUGAAAACAAAAACAAACCAAAAAAGACCCACAAAAAUUUGCAAUAAUGUUUGCAUUAUGUGUCUACUGAUUGCAUAUUGAUUUAUUUAUUACAAUUUUUUAAUCCGAUGUGAAAUACAAUCUCUUUGUGUGAUUCUGAUCAUGUUUCCCGUCGCACAUUAAAUAUUUAGUAGUCGUAGUACUAAAAACAUCGGAGUGUUCAGAGGCUUGCGUUUGUACGCACACGAAAAGGAAGCGUAAAAUAAAAAACAAAAACAACAUUUUGAAAUGUAAUCCAAGUUAUUUAAUAUAUUUUUGAGUGCUUUAGAAGGCCCAGUGCUGAAGUGGAGAAGGAAUUUGAAGUAGUGUGUCUCAAAGAGCACCUAAGCCUCUUUCAUGGGUCGCCCAUCCUAUGAGUUUAUCAUUAAUGUGAUCACACCGCACAGACGUGAAAUGUGUUGAGACGACUCUGAAGAGAACGUGUCCCUUUGUGGAGGACAAGAGAUUCCGGGGGCAUCAUGACAUGGCUACACUGAUUCUCAUUGUCGUUUUGCUCCUUUUAUUUGUAAUUCUUUAUGUUUUGAUUGUUUAGCACCCCACACACCACUGUCGUUACCCCCCCCUUUAACAACGAUUCACCUGGGCUAGUCAACAAGAAAGCAUCAGCAUCAGCAAUGCUUCCCUUUAAUCACGUCUACCAUCACAGUCUACUGGUACCGGUGUGAAGACAACUGUCUGGAUGGUGGGGGGAGCUAGGAAAAUAUUGAAACAAAAAUAGCCCCGCCCUGAAUGCAAAACUUGUGAUGUCAGCUCGGAAACUAGUGUCACCAAUCCUGUAUCUUAUAGCCUGUAUACCUCGUCAAAGACACUCAGCAAUAGCCCCUGGAUCCCCCUGCCCCCCCCCCCAGUUACUCCCGCCCCCAGUGGGGUAAAGGAAGUGGAGCCAAGAGGAGAUGAAAUGGACGUGCCCCCGGUGAUUGUUUCAUCUUCUGCUGUAAAUACCAAGUUCCAAACGGAGAGAUUGAAGUCUUUGUUUGUUAAACUAUUUUUAUUGUUCUGAAAUAAAGAAAAAUGAAUAAAG